Messenger RNA from Salvelinus fontinalis (brook trout), 3813 nucleotides. RefSeq names its product zic family member 1 (odd-paired homolog, Drosophila) (gene zic1). The transcript is spliced from 3 exons. Lineage: Eukaryota; Metazoa; Chordata; Actinopteri; Salmoniformes; Salmonidae. The record is from RefSeq and is a predicted model, not a curated record. Gene Ontology annotation, molecular function: DNA-binding transcription factor activity, RNA polymerase II-specific; RNA polymerase II cis-regulatory region sequence-specific DNA binding. Gene Ontology annotation, cellular component: nucleus. Gene Ontology annotation, biological process: central nervous system development; regulation of transcription by RNA polymerase II. Bases 1591 to 2922 code for a protein of 443 amino acids.
AUCUGUAGACGUUCUCCUGCAACAGAGUGAUCAGAUUAAGAUCCUCCACCUGUAGACGUUCUCCUGCAACAGAGUGAUCAGAUUAAGAUCCUCCAUCUGUAGACGUUCUCCUGUAACAGAGUGAUCAGAUUAAGAUCCUCCAUCUGUAGACGUUCUCCUGCAACAGAGUGAUCAGAUUAAGGUCCUCCAUCUGUAGAUAUUUCCAUGGUCACACCUGAUGUGUAAAUGGCAACACACGAAGUGUCAAACUCGAGGAUAUCUUUAUAAAAGAGGAGCUGGUGCACACGGAGUGAUGAGUAAACCUACCUGGGAUUGUUAGGCUACUUGCAGUGCUUUUCAACAUUACAAUUGGAUAGUUUUUUCAAGAUAGACCUAUAGCCUAUUUGAACUGACAAAUAAAAAGUAAAAUAACUGAAUUGUGGUACUUGUAGGAUAAUUUGUCUUUGUUAUUCGUCUAUUAUUAGUACUAUUUUAAUGUGGUUGUGACAGUCGCAUAUUGACGAUUUGGUUGUUUUGUAGUAAACCGUAAUAUUCCCUUGCGGUAUGUAUUCCUGCAGCCUCCACUCCCUAAACGACUUGAAUAGAGAGGGGGAAAUGGAGUCGAGUCGUCUUUUCCGUUCCCUUUCAUCCUCCGGAAAUUUGACUUGAUCCAAAGAUUGCCAUGGAAAUCAACAAAGACAUCGCCAUGCCCUCAACGUGUGUCCUAUGAAAUCAAACAAAUAUCCCGGAUCAACGACAAAAAAAGAGUGUGUGGAAUAAUGCCUCCCCAGUCUCUCAACAACAUUCAGCGACAAAUCGACUUCUUGGUAUGCAACCGAAUAGCCAUGCUCUACAUCAGCAUUUGUCCCCCCCCCCUCCCCUAACAAAAAGUGUGUUUUAGUAUGGAAAGUUGUUGCUAUGCAUUAGUUGCAGAGGAACAUGUAUUUUGACUUUUAGCAGUGUCUAGUGUGACUGAAUAGCCGACGACUGUCUACAUUUUCACACCGUCUAUUGUAGCUUUAAUUUCUCUCAACUUUCUUUCUUGUGUUAUUCAGCCGUUUAACCAAAACCACAGUCAGCAAUCUCACAAUACCUGGGAUUGAUGAUGCACACGGACCAAUAGGAGAGGGGCCUCGGCACGCGGAUUGUUAUUUGAUGGGUGCAUGUUAGUAGGGGGAUAGGGCCUCCUCCAAUGAUCGUCUGAGUACCGGGUCACAUGUUUGGGCCCCCCUUCCUCUCCAUUCAUCAGGGGUGGACUGUGUUGUCUUUUCAAUUCAUUUAUCUGCAGGAAUGAUUGCGACUAUCAGUCUGAAGCUCGCCGCCUGACUGGGGAGGUGAAAGUUUCGCCACAGGAAGAGAAACCGCAAAAGACAAUAUUGUACAUGAUUUGCGUGUGCAUCGGAUGAGAAUUAGUGUGGGGUAAAAUUCCACUCUUGUUUUAGGUACAUAGAAAAACGGUGGAUUGGAGUUUGUACUCCUCUGUAAGGUCCGAGAGAGACUUUUUUUUGCAGAAAGAGAGAAAGCGAGAGAGGUAUAGGAGUGAGAGAAUAACUGUUCGUGAUUUUAUAUUUCUGCUCUCAGUCGCCUCAUUGAGUUGUAGACUGACGGAAGAUGCUUCUGGAUGCAGGACCCCAGUACCCCACCAUAGGAGUCACUACGUUCGGCUCCUCGAGGCAUCACUCAACAGGCGAAGUCACAGAAAGAGAAGUGGCUUUGGGGAUAAAUCCGUUCGCAGACGGGAUGGGAGCUUUUAAAAUCAACCACAGCUCCCAUGACCUGGGCUCCGGCCAGACGGCGUUCUCCUCCCAGGCUCCCGGCUACGCUGCUGCCGCCCUGGGUCAUCACCACCACCCGACGCACGUCAGCUCCUACUCCACCGCAGCAUUCAACUCCACCCGGGACUUUCUCUUCAGAAACCGGGGCUUCGGGGAUGCCACCAGCGCGCAGCACAGCCUGUUCGCCUCGGCAGCGGGAAGUUUUGCAGGGCCACAUGGACACUCUGAUGCCGCGGGGCACCUGCUCUUCCCGGGACUCCACGAGCAAGCCGCAAGUCAUGCAUCAUCAAAUGUCGUCAACAGCCAGAUGCGCCUUGGCUUUACCGGGGACAUGUACGGCCGGGCUGACCAGUACGGCCACGUUACGAGCCCCCGAUCCGACCACUACGCCUCGUCCCAGCUGCAUGGCUAUGGUCCUAUGAACAUGAACAUGGCGGCUCACCACGGGGCAGGGGCCUUCUUCCGAUACAUGAGGCAGCCCAUCAAACAGGAGCUCAUCUGUAAGUGGGUCGAGCCCGAACAGUUGUCGAACCCCAAAAAGGCUUGCAACAAAACGUUCAGCACGAUGCACGAGCUUGUGACCCACCUGACAGUGGAGCAUGUUGGGGGACCGGAGCAGUCGAACCACAUUUGCUUUUGGGAAGAGUGCGUCCGAGAAGGAAAACCAUUCAAAGCCAAAUACAAACUGGUAAAUCAUAUCAGAGUGCACACCGGAGAGAAACCAUUCCCAUGUCCCUUCCCCGGGUGUGGAAAAGUGUUUGCCCGAUCGGAAAACCUGAAGAUCCACAAAAGGACACACACUGGUGAAAAACCUUUCAAGUGUGAGUUUGAGGGCUGCGACAGGCGGUUUGCGAACAGCAGCGACCGGAAGAAACACAUGCACGUCCAUACGUCUGACAAGCCUUAUCUCUGCAAGCAAUGCGACAAGUCCUACACACAUCCAAGCUCUCUGCGGAAACACAUGAAGGUUCACGAGGCCACCACGCAAGGACCCCAACCGUCACCAGCGGCCAGUUCCGGGUACGAGUCGUCCACGCCGCCCACCAUCGUGUCCCCGUCCACAGAGAACCAGAAUUCCAGUUCCAUAUCACCGGCAGCAUCGACAGUACACCACACGACCAGUCACCACACCACGCUGUCGUCAAAUUUUAAUGAAUGGUACGUGUAAAAUAUUUUCACAAAGACUGCAGAAAUAGGACUGCUUGGAAUCAAAGACUUUGAAAGUCAGUCUAUAAUGCGUGGACAGAGAAAAAUACGAGGAAGCCAAAAUGGUUUGUUAAUGGCUACAGAGAGAGAGACAGAGAGAUGCAUGGACAAGGUGCACGGCCAGCUACCAAGUUAAAGUUUUUUUUUUACAAUUUCUUCCCCCCGGCUCUUUUUUGAAAGACUGCACGCAAGAGAUCUCAUUGCAUGCUAUCUGCGGUUCGUGGCCUGAUUUUCUUUUUUGUACAUAAAAAAAAUUCACAGUUCAAACAUGUAAUAUUUUAUUUUGUAAAUAGUUAUAUCACAGUUUUAAGGGCAUUUGUGGAAAUGUGGUCCCUAGAUAUAUGGAAAAUGAGAUGGUUUUAACAAUAAUAUUGCGAUGAAUAGUGUUUGAUUGAACAGAAUGUCGUAGUUGAUGUGUACCCAAUGUGAAUUACUCAGUAUAACUUCCGUCUCCACUAUGACGUCGACCUUACCGACUAUUAGUCUAUGUAUGUGCUUUUGUAUUUGGUGCAACAUUCCGUCUACGGUCCAGUUGGAGUAGCAGAGUACUUACCAUUGCUGUUAUUUAAUGUCAUGUCGAUAAAUCGUGUAGUGAAAGCCUGAAACUCCGUGUCAAUCUGUUUAUGUACGUGAUAAAAGAUUUUUUAAAAACUAUUUGUCCAUUACCUUGAUAAUGUCAAGGCAGUAUUACCUACAUGUAUAUAGUUCAAUUUUCCAUAUUUAUCCGCAUGUAAAGGGUAACGUUAGAAAUGAUCGGGAUUUAUGGAGAAAUACGCUCUUAUGUAGAAUUUAGUCUACACAAAAUGUUUGGUUACAUUUCGUACUAUAUUAAAGCAUAAAAAAAUACAACCAA